This is a messenger RNA of Drosophila obscura, 4188 nucleotides long. Its product is annotated as transcriptional regulator ATRX homolog. The record is from RefSeq and is a predicted model, not a curated record. Bases 109 to 4188 code for a protein of 1359 amino acids. NCBI's taxonomy places the organism in Eukaryota, Metazoa, Arthropoda, Insecta, Diptera, Drosophilidae. Gene Ontology annotation, cellular component: nucleus. Gene Ontology annotation, molecular function: ATP binding; ATP-dependent chromatin remodeler activity; ATP hydrolysis activity. The transcript has 19 exons.
GAUAUAUGGAUAGUACCAUCUAGGGUUUUCCAGCACUACUUAGCUGUAUUUAUAAUUGUUAAUAACAAAAACAACAAUCGUAGAACUAGAAGAAAUAACAGACUAAAAAUGAAUCAACCGUUACUUGCGGAGGAGCAAAAUACGCAGGACGAAACUUUUUGUGUUGAGGUUUCGAAUGAUAGUUACGGAGAAACUAAUUCCGAACAAAAUAAAAUUACGGAAACACCUUUUUUAGAGUUUCCUACAGAAGAAAUUAACCAAGUUGAAGUGCAAACUUUCUCUAAUAUCUACAACAGUACUGAAGAAUUGCUAAAAGUUCCUACAAAAAAAUUUCUUCGCAAGGAAUGUAAUUUGUUGAACAAAAUUGACAUAAGCUUUUCCGACGCAUUGAGCGAUCAUAACUAUACAACACAAGAAGCGCUUAAGUGUCGACAAUGCCUGGAUUGUGUUGAAAAUAUGCUUCUAAAUCUUAUUUUUCCAAAUAGAGCUGCAUCUGAGCCUGUUUCACCAAACGUAUCAAAUUUCAUUGACACUACCAUAAAUAAUCUAAAAAAUAUUCAAUUAGAAUUGGAUGUAACUAAUAAAAAAUGCCUAGACAUUAGUCAAACAUCCUUAUGUACAAAAAAAUGUACUACAGAGUUAAAAGAAAACUGUUCAGAGCCAUUGGAAGUCGAGUUGGAUGAUCUGUACCUUGAAAAUCUUUAUACAAAUUUUGGGAAAGAAAAGGUUGUCUUAAAACCUAUUUUAAUGACCACAAUAAAUUUUGCAAAACAGUUAAUAAAUGAGUGUUAUGAGCACACAUCAACGUCUGAAGAGGAAUUUAAAGUGAUUUUAUUAACAAAAAUAAAAAAACUUCACGAAAUUGCAUCCCUUGGAAGUACAUCAGCAUGCCAAACUCUAGACAAAUCGUUCAAAGGGUCAAAGAUGUCUAAACAUAAAAAAAACAAUAAAGCAAAAAUUAGACUACUUUUAGAUACAUCUAGUUCGUUGGACACAGACUCCGAGUUCAAAAGUAGCUGUGAUAAUCUAAACGAAAAAUCUUCAAGUGAGUGUAGUUCGAGACUGUCGUCAAUAACUCGCUGGUACUACUCAAGUAAAAACGGAAAUUUGCCUUGUGAUUAUAAUGACGGUGUUGAUCUUUCCAAGUAUAUAAAGUUGGAUGUAAAUAAUAAUUUAAAACUUUUAGAGGUCGAUAUAAAAACUAUUAAGAUUACGAGAUCAUGUGUAUCGGACAACGACACAGACAAAGAAAUCGACAGAUUGACAAAUUUGAGUGCGUUGAAUACACGUCAUGGCCAUAAAAGUUACACCAAAUCCAACAAAAAGAGUCAGCAAAAUGUAUUUCAAAGGCGUAUGCUUAAAAAGGACCUUUGCUUUGGAGAAUACAUGGACCAAUAUGAAAGUGAUACUAUAAUUGAAAAUGAAGAUAAUUUAACCGAGGUACAGUUUCUAUCGCGUUAUAACGAACAAAUCAAAUUUCAACUGUUAAAUGAUUCAAGUAGUGAAUCAGGAUUGUCAAAUAAAAGUAGCUACGAUCAUUUAAAGGAAAUUUUUUCAGAAGGAAGUGAUACCAUAACUAAUACUGUUGACAAGUUUUUGCGAAAUUUUAAUUCUGAUAACAUAGUUCAAUAUCAAGAGGAAACAGCCAAAGCUCUUUUUCUUGACAAAGAAAUUCAACUUAAGGAGAACUGCCUACAUCAUAACGCUGACGUUUUUGUCGAAGAAGAUGAUUUAAAAAUCUCAAACAUUAAGUCAAUAGAUACAUUGACAGAAGCGGGAAAGCAUAGUAAACAUGAAGAAAUCGUGCUAAGCUCGGAGAGUGAUUUUUCAGAUGUUGAAACUGAUCUUCAAAAAUCAAGAUUGAUAAAACCAAUGCUUCGAAUUGAUCAACUUGCCAAUGAAACGAGAGCUGCACAAAAAACCGAAAGUGAACGGGUUCGACGGCUUGAAAAGAAACAUUUGGAGCUUUGCAAAGCAAUUAAAAAUAACUUUGAAUGUAUAAAUAAGUCAGAGCUAAUACUUGAUUACAUCGAAAGCACUAAUACAUUCAUUAAAAUGAAUAGUGAUAUAGUCAAACAAUUAAAGCCUCACCAAAUUGAUGGUGUUAAAUUUAUGUACGAUUCCUGUUAUGGCGGGGUGGAUCAGGCCAAACGAAAUUCUGGAUCAGGAUGCAUUUUGGCUCAUUGUAUGGGUCUGGGAAAGACUCUUCAGUUGAUCGCUUUACUACACACCGUGAUAUCUUACAAGGAACUAAACACGACAAAGGUCUUGGUACUCUGUCCAAAAAGCACGGUCAUGAAUUGGGCUGACGAAUUUCAAUAUUGGCUGAGUCCUUUAAAUAUAAAAAGUCAUUUAAAGGUUUUCAUAUUUCCUGAUUCAUCUGAUAUUGCAGAAAAGCUGCUGGUAUUGGAAGAAUGGUCUUUAUCGUCGGCUAACAGAGCGGGCUGCUUGUUAGUGGGUUACGAGGCAUUCCGUACACUUGUCUUUUAUCACUCAUAUAAAUAUCGAGGGAACGUGACUUCAUCAAAAUUAGAAAAUGUUCGAGAUAAAGUUCAUAAAUACCUAUUGCAGCCUGGUGCAGAUUUAGUCGUUUGUGAUGAAGGACAUAUUAUUAAAAAUAGCAAAUCUGCCAUAAGUCUUGCCGUAUCAAAAAUAAAAACGCCAAAACGUAUAAUACUAACCGGAACGCCUAUACAAAAUAAUCUUAAAGAAUAUUAUAGCAUGGUAAACUUUAUAAAACCAUUGUACCUUGGCACUGAAAGGGAGUUUGCAAAUUUAUAUGCAAAUCCAAUAAAGAACGGCCAACACAAAGAUUCCAGUAAAAAAGAUAUAACAAUAAUGAAGCAGCGAUCCUUCGUGUUACACAAGAAACUCUCAAAAUUUGUUCAGAGGAAAGAGGCAGAGUUGCUUAAAACUUUUUUGCCACAAAAAUUUGAGUAUGUUUUAUUUAUUCCGAUGACGUCUAUUCAGAAUAUACUUUAUGAACAUAUAUUGGAAGCAAUAGGAAAUCGUGGCGACUGUCGAGGCAAAAGUCUGAUAACAGAUUAUACGGUUUUAAGAAAGAUAUGGACACAUCCUAAGGUAUUAGAGGACGCAUGGAAAAAUGCUACUAUCCAAAGAAGCAAAAAAGAUACAAAAAGACUCAAUUGUCCGAACUCUGAGGAAGAUCAACCAGAUGACAUUUAUGACAGUCAAACUGGUGUUAUGUCUGUAACUAAUGAUUGGUGGCGCAGGUAUCUGACAAAAUCAGAUUUGGAAUCUAUAAUUCCUAGUAAUAAACUCCGGAUUAUGUUUUCCAUUCUUCGAAUGUGUGAAGAGAAGGGCGAAAAAUGUUUAAUUUUUUCCGCUUUUGUGGCAGUACUCAAUGUGGUCGAAUACUUUUUCAAACGGAUUACGGAUUCUGAUCCCGAACUAUUUUACCUCGCCCAUAUACCAUCAAGCCAAAAACCCUCAGGAAAAUGGAUCAGUGGGCAAGACUAUUACAGACUGGAUGGUAAAACACCUAAAAACAUACGACAUGAAAUGAUUAAACGAUUUAACAGUGAAGUCAACAGACGUGCACGGGUUUUUUUAAUAUCUGCCAGGGCUGGAGGCCAAGGAAUUAAUCUAAUUGGAGCGAAUAGAGUGAUAAUUUUAGACACUUCUUGGAAUCCAUCCAAUGAUCAACAAAAUAUAUUUCGAAUAUUUCGUCUGGGGCAAAAAAAAAAUUGCUAUAUAUACCGUCUAAUUGCCAUGGGCACUAUGGAGGAAAAAGUUUACUCUCGGUCUGUUACAAAACAAGCUAUGAGUUUUCGAGUAGUAGAUGAACAACAAAUAGAUAGGCAUUAUAACAUGGAAGAAUUAUCAGAACUUUAUACGUUGACGAAGCCAAAAAAAUGUGAAAGAACUAUGCCAGUACUACCUAAGGACACUAUACUAGCACACUUGUUAAGACAAUCGGAGCUUGUUUAUAAAUACCAUGAGCAUGAUAGUCUCUUAGAAAAUAAAGUCGAGCAAGAACUGAGUGAACAAGAAAAAGCGGAUGCUUGGGAAACUUACGAAAAGGAAUUAGAAGUCAAUCUGGAACAACAAGAAGGAUUAAACGCUGAAAAAGGUCAAAUCAGUAUUCCAAGAUCAAGACUGUCCUCGUACAUAGCUCCUAUUCCAAGUCUGGAUGUAACCCCUCACUGUUUCAUGAUCUUCGACUAG